AUGCUUUGGGUUGAUAAAUACCAGCCACAUCGCUUAAAUGAGUUACUUUGUCAUAAACAGCUAAAUUGCCUUUUAGAAAAAAUAGCAAAUGGUUCUAAUAAAACUAUUCCUCAUUUAAUAUUUUAUGGGCCAUCAGGCAGUGGUAAAAAGGCUAGAAUAUCUGCUAUGCUACAUGAAGUAUUUGGUGAUUCAGUUGAUAAGGUAAAGGCAGAUAUUAUAAAACCUGAGGGAAUUAACUCUGAUUUUGUAGUAUGCCAAAGUUCUCAUCACAUGCAAAUUAGUGCUCCUGAUUUGGGUACUAAAGAUAGAGUAGUUACCCAAUAUCUUAUUAAACAACUCAGUAGUCAAGUAGGGGCUAAUACUUUUUUUAAAAAAGGUCCUAAUUAUAGAGUAUUUGUAAUAUUAGAAUCUGAUGUACUGAGUAUGGAAGCUCAAGCAGGAUUAAGAAGAACAAUGGAAAAAUAUGCUGCAAAUAGUCGUGUGAUAUUACAUUGUGAACAACUUUCAUCCAUUAUAUCACCCUUAAGAAGUAGAUGUCUCUGCAUUAGAGUACCAUUACCCUCACAUAAUGAGAUUGUUCAUGUUCUAAGUCAUAUUGCUAAAUCUGAAGGUUUAAAUGUAUCAAAUGAAUAUCUUAUAGAUAUUACAACUGCAUCUGAGGGAAAUCUGCGUCGAGCAAUUCUUCUUCUUGAAACUGCUGCUGUACAAAAUUUUUCUUUAUCUCCCUCUAAUAUGAAACUACCAUGGCAACGUGUUUGUAAUGAUAUUGCAGCUAAUGUCAUUAAGAAUCCUCAUCCAAAGACCCUUCUAGAUAUUCGUGAACCAAUGUAUGACUUAUUAUCUAGUUGUAUUCCAGCUGAUAUAGUUCUCGUUACAUUAACAAAGCAAAUACUUAAUUUAGCACCUCAUAAUAUCAAGUCACGUAUUAUUGCUGCUGCUGCUCACUAUAGUCAUACUCUUAAAUUGGGCAGUAAGGAUAUUUGGCACUUAGAAGCCUUCCUUGCUCAAGUAAUGAAUUUUUCGAAGCAUUCAAAAGUCUCUAGUUCUAAUUAA
Cryptosporidium muris RN66 is the source of this 1053-nucleotide messenger RNA. RefSeq lists its product as uncharacterized. NCBI's taxonomy places the organism in Eukaryota, Apicomplexa, Conoidasida, Eucoccidiorida, Cryptosporidiidae. The transcript has 3 exons. Gene Ontology annotation, molecular function: DNA clamp loader activity; DNA binding. The coding region runs from base 1 to 1053 and encodes 350 amino acids. Gene Ontology annotation, cellular component: DNA replication factor C complex; nucleus. Gene Ontology annotation, biological process: DNA repair; DNA-templated DNA replication. The record is from RefSeq and is a predicted model, not a curated record.